UUUAUGUUGGAAGAACCAUCGAUAAGAUGAACCCCAGCGAGGAUGUCACCCCUAGCGACGAUGUCACCCCUAGCGACGCUGUCACUCCCAACGACGAAGACGCCUCGAGGUCGGAGGGAACCGGCGGCAGCAAAGAUCCGUUAUCUGAAGCUGAGGUUCGCAGGAGACGCAUCCUAUCCAAGAUUAAGAUCCUGACCAUAGCGGACCUGCGCAGGGAAUGGCAGACGCGCUCCGAGGGCCAUGCCGAGAGGCAGCGGCUCAACCCGUUCAGCGAGGACUUCGACCGCGCGCACGCCAUGGAGGUCCGGCUCCGGAAGGGGGAUCGCGGCUACGGCCGGCCGGAGGAAGGUAGCAAGACGGAGGAGAGGGGGAUCCGGGCUCACAAGCACAUCCACAAGGAGAUCGACGAGCUCUGCUUGAUUAUACGAGACGUAGGGGCGCGCGGCAGAGACGGCAGCGUCAGGGUGACUUUCGGGAGGCUUUUCCAGAGAUACGUCCGGAUAUCGGAUAAAUUAGUGGGGAUUCUACUCAGAGCCCGGAAACACCAGAGACUGGAGUUUGAGGGGGAGAUGCUGUGGCAGGGGGUCCACGAUGAUGUCAUAAUCACCCUCCUGGAGUAGGGAGUGCGGUCAGCGCUGGUGUCCUGUGGGUCGGAUCGGAGCGGUUAUUAGCGUGACGUCACGUGUGUAAUUGUGAUGUUCCUGAGCCCGACGAGAUAUCGUUACCACACGCCCCAUGGAUGCUCCUGCCGGUGUCGGGGGCAUUUCAUUCUGUGCUUGUUGCCCGUUCAGAUGUUUCCUGCCCCGCGGAAAGCUCUUUGAGGGUACAAAACGGUUGCAAUUAGUUUUCACUGUCCACAAAAGUACUGGAUGUGACGAUUAAAUACGGCGGCUCCGUCAGCGGCUCUGUCAGCGGCCACUGUCAGCGGCUCUGGGCGCAACUCUGAGGGACACCGGGAUCUGCUGCCACCGGUGCCAACCCAUGUUAAAAACAGCAGUGCAUCGGAACCUCUGCCUAUACUAAAGGGUUAAUGUGUUUAUUUAUUAACACAUAUAUUUAUAUGGAGUGAAAUAAAGAAAAAUGUCUCAUUUGCUGAUA
Messenger RNA from Spea bombifrons (plains spadefoot toad), 1098 nucleotides. Its product is annotated as actin-binding Rho-activating protein-like. Bases 27 to 620 code for a protein of 197 amino acids. NCBI's taxonomy places the organism in Eukaryota, Metazoa, Chordata, Amphibia, Anura, Pelobatidae. Gene Ontology annotation, molecular function: actin binding. The record is from RefSeq and is a predicted model, not a curated record. Gene Ontology annotation, cellular component: sarcomere. The transcript has 2 exons. Gene Ontology annotation, biological process: positive regulation of Rho protein signal transduction; positive regulation of transcription by RNA polymerase II.